This is a messenger RNA of Ipomoea nil (Japanese morning glory), 1698 nucleotides long. Its product is annotated as protein FAR1-RELATED SEQUENCE 5-like. The transcript has 2 exons. Gene Ontology annotation, biological process: regulation of DNA-templated transcription. The coding region runs from base 72 to 1604 and encodes 510 amino acids. The record is from RefSeq and is a predicted model, not a curated record. NCBI's taxonomy places the organism in Eukaryota, Viridiplantae, Streptophyta, Magnoliopsida, Solanales, Convolvulaceae. Gene Ontology annotation, molecular function: zinc ion binding.
CUGAUUUUUUCUUUGAUUUUGAAGUUGAUUGUGAUUCAAGACUAUGCAGUUUUUUUUGGAGGGAUGGUCGGAUGAGACAAGACUAUGAGUUGUUUGGGGAUUUAUUAGUGCACGAUACAACUUAUCGCACUAAUAAAUAUGAUAUGAUUUGUGGCCCUUUUGUAGGGAUGAACCACCAUUGCAUGAAUGUAAUGUUUGGAUGUGGUUUUCUGAUGAAUGAGAGGAUAGAAUCAUUUGUGUGGCUGUUUAGAGCAUUUUUAAGGUCUAUGAAUGGGAAAUGUCCACAGACUAUCAUGACAGAUCAAUGUGCAUCCAUGGCUGCUGCUAUUUGUCAGGUGUUUCCAACAUCACGUCACCGUCUUUGCAUAUGGCAUAUUGGCGAGAAUUCGAAGAAGCAUAUCAAGGCGUUAAGGAAUAACAAGGAUUUCUUAGAUAUGUUUAACUGUGUGUUGAAAUACACAGAGACUGAAGCUGAGUUUGAAUUUUAUUGGACAAGGUUGGUGACUGACUACAAGUGCCACAAGAAUAGUUGGAUACAAAAGCUGUAUGACUGUAGGGAGAAGUGGUGUCCAGCAUUCAAUAAGGACUAUUUUUCAGGGGGCAUUUUAUCAUCGCAAAGGAGUGAAACUACUAACCAUUCGAUUUCAAGAAGGCUGUCCAAGACUGCAGGUCUAUGUGAUUUUUAUUCAUCGUUUGUUAGUGUAACUUCUGAAUGGAGGAGCAAAGAGAAUGGUGAAGACUUUCGUUGUACUCAAGGGGUACCCAACAUGAUGAUGGAGCACGUGAAACUUCUGUUACACGCUAGAGAGGUAUAUACGAUUGAGAUAUAUUUUUUGUUUGAGGAACAAUUCAUGAAAGGCAACGCCUGUCAUCAAGAAAUGGUGUUGAAUGAAGGUUGUCAGUUCAAGUAUCACGUAUGGCGUCCAGAUAUAGAUAUUAUAAGGCAUGAAGUCAGUUUUAAGUUGUCAACCUUAGACAUUUCGUGUAGUUGCAAGUUGAUUUCGGAGUUAGGAAUUUUAUGCUGCCAUUGUUUACGCAUUCUUCAUAUACACUGUGUUUCAAGUAUUCCUAACAAAUAUAUCAUGAAAAGGUGGACUAAAAAGGUUGCUGAUGGUAGGGAUGUGAAUACUGGUUCAAUGUUUUGUAGAGCUGGUGUCCCUCCUUCAAUUUGGGUUGUGGAGAUUUGCAGAAAGUUUCAAAGACUGAUUUCAUCUAGUCAAGAUAACAGUGUAACUAGGCAGUUCUGUGAUGAAGCAGUUGAGGAAGCAAAGAAAAAGGUUGAAGCUGAGAUUGGCUAUGUGCAUAUUGAAGAGUGCGGUGUUUCAUCUUCAAGUGGUGUCAUUCAAAAUCCUUCAAACCGGAGAUCAAAAGGUGAGCGUAACGUAAGGAGGAGUAGUGUUAUUGAAAAGAAGUACAGUGCUGCAAGGGGGAGGAGGAGUGCUGCAAAUAAAGUUGCUUCGAGUACAAAGGGUGCUGUUCAGUCGUUGGUUUUGGAAAGUCUAUCUGAGAUUGCCGGGGAUGGGUACGUUGUACAUCCAAGUUCUGGGAGUUCGGAGUUUUGUCAGUAUAGUAAUGAUGUAGAUGAUAAUGCAGUUGUAGAUUGAGAGUGGGGUUAAUACCAGUUGGUAGCUAGCUGUUUUGAGGAUAUCAAUUUACAAGUUGUUUGAUCUGUGUAUUCAAAAUUUUAGUACUUGUUGA